AACGCGCCACGUCCCACGGCCACGCGGAGAAGGCACCGACGCUAACACGCUUGUUUACGUCUCUUCGUGCCACCGUCGCUCAACCACCAUCACCACCACCACCACCACCACCAUCAUCAUCCCUCCCGUGCGCGCCACGCUAACGAUCGCGCUCGUUAUCGGCGGUGAUAUAUACGCGUGUACGGCCGUCAGGUGAAGCGGGAAAUCGAUUCGACUCUCGGAGGAGCUGCGUGGUCAGCAAAGCGGAAAUAAUGCGCGGAAGUCGUGGGACGAUCCUCGUCCUGUGCACGAUGAUGAAUUGCCUGAGAUUGGCCGCAUCCUCGCCUACAUCGACGAGCGUGAGGCUCGACGACGAAUGCAAUCGAGACCGGGAGUGCGAGAUCGGUAUCGCUAAUAGCCACUGCUACUUGGGUUAUUGCCGGUGUCAGCCCUUCUUCGCCGGUUACAAUGGAACCCAUUGUCUCGAAUCGACUCUACUGGGAAACGAUUGUAUCGUGAAGGAACAAUGCUCCUUGAAAGUGGCGAACAGCAGCUGCCUCGAAGGUGUAUGCAGAUGCGAGGAGGGACAUUUACAGUUUCGCAGACAUACCUGCCUGGGACAGGCUUUGUACGAGAGUUUAAAAUU
Molecule: messenger RNA, 625 nt
Organism: Wasmannia auropunctata (little fire ant)
Lineage: Eukaryota; Metazoa; Arthropoda; Insecta; Hymenoptera; Formicidae
Exons: 4
Source: RefSeq, a predicted model, not a curated record